CCUCCACAGACAGUAACUUUGUCCUGGGGAACGCCCAGGUCCAGUCCCUGUACCCCAUCGUCUACUGCUCCGACGGCUUCUGCGAGCUCACGGGUUACGCCCGCGCCGAGCUCAUGCAGAAGAGCUGCGCCUGUCACUUCCUGUACGGCCCGGAAACCAGCGACCGCUCCACGGCCCAGAUCCAAGGAGCACUGGACGACAGGAGGGAGUUCAAAACGGAGCUGGUGUUCUACAAGAAGGAAGGUACAAAGUUCUGGUGCCUGCUGGACAUCGUGCCCAUCAAGAACGAGAAAGGAGAGGUGGUUCUGUUCCUCGUGUCCCACAAAGACAUAACCGACAAGAAGAUGGAGCAGGAUCCAGAGCAGGGGCCUGAAACCGAUGAGGAGACGGGUCUGCAGGUGCAUCAGGUAACUCGCCCUCCAGGCUUCAACACCAACCGUCGCCGUAGCCGAGCCGUGCUCUAUCAGCUGUCGGGACACCUGCAGAAACAAGACAAGAGCAAGCUCAAGAUCAACAAUAACAUGUUUGGGCAGAAACCUCCGAUCCCAGAGUACAAAGUAGCAGCCAUCCAGAAGUCCCGCUUCAUCCUGCUCCACUAUGGCACCUUCAAGGCCGGCUGGGACUGGCUGAUUCUGCUGGCGACCUUCUACGUGGCCGUCACCGUUCCCUACAACGUCUGCUUCAGUGGAGGGCGGGACGAAGGCGGCACCUCGAGAAAUCCACCCAGUGUCAGCGACAUCCUGGUGGAGAUUCUUUUCAUUUUAGACAUCAUGCUGAACUUUCGUACGACCUUUGUGAGCACGUCGGGUCAGGUGGUCUACGACGCCCGCUCCAUCUGUGUCCACUACGUCACCACCUGGCUCUUUGUUGACCUUGUUGCUGCCCUGCCCUUUGACCUGCUUUACGCUUUCAAUGUCACUGUGAACUUCAGGGUCCACCUGCUGAAGACUGUCCGGCUGCUGCGGCUGCUGCGGCUCCUGCAGAAGCUGGAGCGCUACUCGCAGUACAGCGCCGUGGUUCUGACUCUGCUCAUGUCCAUGUUUGCCUUGCUGGCCCACUGGAUGGCCUGUGUCUGGUACUACAUCGGCCGCAAGGAGAUCGAAAGCUUGGGCUCCUCGGACAUCGGUUGGCUCUAUGAACUGGCAAAGCGCCUGGGGACCCCGUACUUCAUGUCCCCUCUGACCACACAGACCCCUCCCGCAGUGAGCAGCCUCCCAGCCAACAGCACCCAGUGGAACGCAUCGGGGUCAGAGGUCGCGGGGCAGGGCCCCUGGAACUCGAGCCAAGACUAUGGGAACAUUUCAGGAUCGGGGGGCCUGAAGAUGCUGGGCGGGGGCCCGUCGACCCGGAGCAGCUACGUGACGGCCCUGUACUUCGCUCUGAGCAGCCUGACCAGCGUGGGCUUCGGGAACGUGUCUGCCAACACGGACGCAGAGAAGAUCUUCUCCAUCUGCACCAUGCUUAUAGGAGCGCUGAUGCACGCUGUGGUGUUUGGUAACGUGACCGCCAUCAUCCAGAGGAUGUACUCCCGCCGCUCGCUGUACCACACCCGCACCAAGGACCUGAAGGACUUCAUCAGGGUGCACCGGCUGCCCAAAGCCUUGGAACAACGCAUGCUGGAGUGUUUCCAGACCACCUGGUCGGUUAACAACGGGAUAGACGUCAAUGAGCUGCUGAAGGACUUCCCAGACGAGCUGCGGGCCGACAUCGCCAUGCACCUGAACAAGGAGUUGCUGCAGCUGCCACUGUUCGAGUCGGCCAGCAGGGGAUGCCUCCGCUCUCUCUCCCUCAUCAUCAAGACCUCCUUCUGCGCCCCGGGGGAGUUCCUCAUCCGGCAGGGUGACGCCCUGCAGGCCAUCUACUUCGUCUGCUCAGGGUCCAUGGAGGUGCUGAAGGACAACACUGUGCUGGCUAUACUGGGCAAAGGGGAUCUGAUUGGUUCGGAUUCUCUGACGAAGGAGCAGGUGAUCAAGACGAACGCCAACGUCAAAGCGCUGACCUACUGCGACCUGCAGUACAUCAGCCUGAAGGGCCUGCGCGAGGUGCUCCGCCUCUACCCGGAGUACGCGCAGAAGUUCAUCAGCGAGAUCCAGCACGACCUCACCUACAACCUGCGGGAGGGCCACGGCGCGGACAAGGACUGGGAGAGCAACGGCGGCCUGGUGAAGAAGCUGCCGUCCAUCCGUGAGGACGAGGAGGGCGACGAGGAGCAGAGCUCCGUGUCCCGGGCUCCCCGCUCGCCGCUGCAUCUCAGCAGGGGCCUCAGCUCCCCGCUGCGCUCCCCCCUCCUGGCUCCGCGGCCCUUCAGGGCCCCCACCGAGCACUCACGGCCCUCCACCCUGCAGAUACCAGUGGUUAGCUUCAGCAGCGCUCCACCCGAGCUCAGCCCCAGAUUCGUGGACGGCAUCGAAACAGAGAGCAUUUCCACCUCCUCACCGAAGUUUGAGUUCAGUCCCAGCCUGUCAACUGCAGCUCCACCUUCCCCUUACCCAGGGAUGCGUGAGCACUCUGAGAUCAAGCAGAGCGUGGCGAAGCUGACAGAGGAGAUGAACUCUCUGUCCAAACAAGUGUCCAACCUCAGCCAGGAGCUGCGGGAAAUGGCGUGCCUGCUGAAGCCCCUCCUCCAGGCGACCCCACAGCCAAUCCUGAUGAGCGCAGUGCCAAACCUGGCCCCGCCUCAGGGCAGUGCCAGCCAGCUGCUGUCCAGCCCCUGGUUCCCGCCGGCGCCUGCAGCAGCGCCGCGUUCCCCCCCGAUAGAGGACGCCGGCUCCCUCUUGGACAGCGGAGACCCGGAGGGCGAGGGUUUGCCGCGAUGCCUUCUCCCGACUCAUCACUCACCAAAAAGGCCUGAUUCCUCUCCAUCAGCAUCAGCACAGCCCCCAGCCAGCCCCGUGGCAACUGGCUCAAGCUUCCUGUCAUCGAAGGGAGAAGCUCUGAAGGGGUCCCCAGUGUCCCAAAGCCCCCAGGUGUCCCCCAGCAACGGGAUCCUCCUGCCAUCCCUGGAGGACCAGCCUGCUCUGCGCUCCAGCAACCCUUCGCUGUCGCUGUCCUUCUCCGUCUCCCUCUCCUCCUCGCCAUCUCUCUCUUCUUGCCCAUCGCGGCCCACCAGCUGUGGCAGUAGAGGCCUGCUCCCCCCGCCUCCCUCUCAGGACACGCCCCCUCCCCUGUCUUCACACCGCUCGGCUCCCUCGUCCGUCUCCUCGUCUCCCAGGGGUCGCCGGCUGAGGCCUUCCCUGUCCAUUGCCGUCGCGUCCACCGCAGCGCCCGUCCAUCCCUCCACCAUGUCCCUUCCCGUGUCUCUGGACUUUGGGAGCUCAGCAAAGCGAGACGCUCACACUCCGGCGAGGUGCAAUCUGCAGAGACGCCACGAGGAGGCCAGAGCCGCCGCCAGUCCGCAGGAGGUGGAGAUGCAGGAGUGGGGCUGGCGGGGAGAAGAGAGCAAAACCUCCACGGAGGAUUUCAGCUUCAUCGACGAGGACGAUCCAGGGCAAUAGGCGGGUUUCUGCUGCGCGAUGCAGCCGUGAACAAAGCGGUCGGUGAAGCAGCAAGCUGGUCCGUCUCAGACAGGAAGCCUGGGAUGGUUGGGAGGCUUCCUGACUACGCUAACAGUCUAUGCUAACAGCCUUCUGUUAGCAUAUCACUCACCGGCUCACCCACCGAUUAUUAGUGACACAAAUCCUGCAGAACUGCGGCGUGAGUCGAUGCCUUCAGCUCCUGACACGCAGAACCAGACAGCAUUCCUCUGUCCCUUUCUCUCUCUCUCACACCCUCUCCCAUCUGAUAUCGGUUUUAUUUUUUAAAUACCAAGAGGUCUCCCCCUGCAGAGGCACGGACAAACACACACAUCCCCCAGCUGGUGGGUCCGAGUCCUCACAGCAGGGCCUGGAAUGUAAAGUCGCUCAUUCUCACUCCUCAUCUUAUUUUCUAAAGGAAGGCAAUCAUCUGCCCCUGUACACUCACACACACCCACACACACACACACACACACAGAUGCACACCCUCAUACCACUCAUUUCCCUACAGCAGCGAGGCCUGGUUCUCUCAUGGUGUAAUUAAAGUACUUUGUACCUUUGGGUUCAAUGCCAAAGAG
Molecule: messenger RNA, 4090 nt
Organism: Poecilia latipinna (sailfin molly)
Lineage: Eukaryota; Metazoa; Chordata; Actinopteri; Cyprinodontiformes; Poeciliidae
Gene: kcnh3
Product: potassium voltage-gated channel, subfamily H (eag-related), member 3
Exons: 14
Coding region: 114-3494 (1126 amino acids)
Biological process (GO): regulation of membrane potential; potassium ion transmembrane transport
Cellular component (GO): plasma membrane
Molecular function (GO): voltage-gated potassium channel activity
Source: RefSeq, a predicted model, not a curated record